Messenger RNA from Triplophysa dalaica, 2770 nucleotides. It is a transcript of the gene palm3, whose product is annotated as paralemmin 3. The transcript has 8 exons. Lineage: Eukaryota; Metazoa; Chordata; Actinopteri; Cypriniformes; Nemacheilidae. The coding region runs from base 410 to 1786 and encodes 458 amino acids. The record is from RefSeq and is a predicted model, not a curated record. Gene Ontology annotation, biological process: regulation of cell shape. Gene Ontology annotation, cellular component: membrane.
UGGGUUGCGCCUCACAAACAGGAACUGAAGCAGGUAACCAGACACCUCACAACCCCUUCAACCGAUGUGCGUGAGGUGGGAAAUACACAAACUAGUCAGCCGAUGAUUGUAACACAAUUGUAACACUUUAUGCGAUAAGUGCGUGUGUGGAGGUCGGCAGCAGAUUUUGACGGACCGGUUUAUUGUCGAGCUGAAGUCAUCGACGCGUGCCCGCGCUCCGGGCGAAUCUCCUCAGGUGUUUGUGCUGCUGCUUCAGCUGGGGAAACGAUUUCAACUUUGUGGAUUAAAUGUUUCGAGAGAAAAACGUGAUUUGAACGGUGUUAGUUCCGCUGUUUUUACACUUUCUUUUUUGACUUUUCACACUCAUUCGGAGGGAUAUACUCAAGAGGCCACGUGCAACAGGUCCAGGAUGGAACAUGAAGCAGAAAAAUACCAGCAGCGACUGCAGGCUAUAACGGAAAAACGGCGUCUACAGGAGGAACAGGAGCGUGCCAAGAGAGAGAUAGAGGACGAGAGACUGAGACUUCAGCAGCUUAAGAGGAAGUCUCUCAGAGACCAAUGGCUGAUGGAAGGACCCCCCACAUCACCUGACAGCACAAGCCCUCGAUCGCCUCUCUGGGGCUCUAAAGCUCAGGAGCUCGAGACGCGCGUUAACAAAUUACAGGAGACGUCCGAACGGUUGGCAGAGGAAGAAGUCAAACUGAAAGAACAUAUUGAAGAUGGCUUUGAUCUAACAAACUCAGAUGCUCAACCACACGGAAAGGAGGAGGAGGAGGCGGAGCCAGCUGUAACAGUAGUUACUGAGACCGUCUCUAAUGGACCCAUCGUGGAGAAUGGACAAGAUGACAAGAAAGAUGAAUCUGUGCACGCUGAGAAACACAAUUCAGAGGAAGCAGAAGCGAUCAUUGAUGUUGCGGUUAAAGCAGCAGAGACAACAACAUCUGGUGCUGUUAUUAAUGGAAGUGUGGAAGAAGAAACAUCACACAAAACCUCAGAAGAAGAAGAAGAAGCAGAAGAAGAAGCACCACCUCACACUAAUGGCUUGCACCUGGCUGAAGGUGUUGGAACCGGUGGCGUCACGAUGACUUUCUUGGGCUUCAAGGAGGUGGAGCCUGGGCAGGGAAUGAAUGAGGAUUCUGAUGCUGUAGCACUUAUCCGAGCAGAAAGAGUGAUCAUUACAGAUGAAGGGGAGGAAAUUGUUGAAGAAGAUGACGGCGGGACGCAGGAAUCUGCAACGGCUGAUGUGAAUGAAGAAGAAUCGGAUGCAAUUGGGGUGUGGGAGGAGACAGAGAUCCAUCCUGAAGCUGCUGUCGAAAUGAAGCGAGAUGAAACACCUGAAGCCGACCGAAAUGAAGACAGUUCUGCGAAGGUGGUGGUUACAGACAUCGCAGAGAGAGAAGGUCAAGAGCGUCCAGAUUCCCAGACGCAGAACCAAACCGAGACACUAGACGCCCCUGCCGAGGUUUCCCAGGCUCCUGUGUGUUCCACAACACAAACAUCUCCACCAACCCGAUCAAAGACCGAGGCCGCAGAAUCACAACCCCCAAAGGAAGUGAAGGCCGUGGCAAACCCACGCAUCUCCCUCAGCGAAUUUCAGGAGGUUCCUCUGGAUGGAGGAGACACGCUGGGGCCCGCUACUAAGACGGGAGGUAAGAGACAGCCUGCUGAACAGGAUCCUCUGCUCACCUCCAAAACGGCUGCCCAGACGGACGCCAGCAGCCCGAAAAGGGCAGAGGACGCGUGUGCACCCAAACGCAAAACCUGCCAAUGCUGUUCGGUCAUGUGAACUUUACGCUGUUGUUGACUGUUUCUUCAAUUCUUUUCAUCCUGCUCUCUUAUUCCUAGAAGAGAGGGGGUACUUCAAGAGGUUCAAAAUUCCAGCUGUACGUUAUACAAACACUCGCAGCGGAACAAAUCUUUUCUCUUCAUUAAAGUUCACUAUGUAUUGUUACUAAAAAAACUAAAGGAAAGUGCAAAAUCUAAAGACUUCCUUCCUUGCGAUUCUCUCUCAGAAUUGGAUUCCCAUCAUUCUCAUCUGCGUCAAUGAAAAUUCCACACAUGGACUUGGAGGAAAAGAAGAGGCGCAUUUUUUUGAGGAAUGACUCUAGUGCAUUGGAUGCUGGGCCUUGAUGGUUUUAACACUACCAUGUAAAACGCUUUGUUUUUAUUAACAAUAUGGAAUCCAACUUGCGACAGUGAUGAACUAUUAUCUACCUACAAUUGCGUUUUACUGUAUCACAAAGCAUUUGUGUGCCCUGAAUAUCAAUCAAAAACCUGAUCUUAUAUUUUGCAGAGAGAAAUGGUCAACUUUGAUUUUAUAUGUGCAUUAUCAUGAUCAUCUUUACAAUUUUAAUUGCUGUUGCUGUUUCAAUGUGUUUUUAUUAUUACGGUGCCCAUAGAUGCCUGACAGAAGUGUUUGAGGCCGAAAGUGACAUUGUGCAACUGCUGUGACCUUAUGAAAGAAAUAAUAUACGUCUGUUUUAACAACAGAACCUUGAGAUUAGCUUUGUUUUUGUGGAUGAUUUUUAACUAUUCAAUACCGCUUCAUACGCAUGUAAUCACUAUUAUGUUAAGUUUUCAGUCGACUCCGGGACCAUCGUAUUUUUGAACGUGGAAAUCAAGUCUGAUGCAAAUUCUCAGUGCCUUUACUGAGUGCCUUGUAUGUACAGUAUGCUGUAUAUGAGAUGAAUGCAGAGUGGUUAAGGAUUUUGAAAAGAAAGUUGACUUUGGAAAAGUUGCAAGAGAAAUGAAUAAACAUGAUAAAAUGUUA